Protobothrops mucrosquamatus (brown spotted pit viper) is the source of this 1610-nucleotide messenger RNA. It is a transcript of the gene GOLM2, whose product is annotated as cancer susceptibility 4. NCBI's taxonomy places the organism in Eukaryota, Metazoa, Chordata, Lepidosauria, Squamata, Viperidae. The record is from RefSeq and is a predicted model, not a curated record. Bases 1 to 1293 code for a protein of 430 amino acids. The transcript has 10 exons.
AUGGCGGGGUUCGGCAGCAACCGGCGGGGCGGCCGCCUCCCCUCCUUCCUCUUCGCGGCGCUGCUGCUCGUCAUCGCGGCGCUGGCCUUCAACGCCUGGAGCUCGUCGUCCCGCCAGAGGGCCCUGCGGGAGGAGGCGGCCGAGCUGCAGGGCCAGGCCAAGCGCGGCGAUGUGGCCCGGGGCCGCCUGGAGAAGAGGAACUCGGAGCUGCUGCUGCAGGUGGAGGCGCACAAGAAGGCCCUGGAGCAGAAGGAGGCCGAGCGCAGCCGGCUGAGCAGCCAGCUCCAGGCCAGGGACGGCCAGGUCCGCAAGUGCGAGGAGGGCAAGGUCAAACUUCAGAGCAAUAUAUCGUACCAGAUGGCAGACAUACGUCGCUUAAAGGAACAACUUGCAGAAUUGCGUCAAGAAUUCCUACAACAAGAGGACUAUCUUCAUGAAUACAAGAAAAACAAUACACAACUUCUUAAAAGAUUGGAGUAUGAAAGUUUUCAAUGCGGGCAACAAAUCAAGGAACUAAGAAUACAACAUGAAGAAGAUAUGAAAAAAUUGGAGGACCAGGUUUUGCAGGACCAGAAGCAGGCCACACACAGGAGCCAAUUCACCAAAGACAUUGAGAGAGGAUUGAGUGAGAGUCCAAAAACAGUGAAGGCAACUCAAAAACUGAACGAAGUUAAGAAUGAAGCACCAUCAACCAACAAUAUAUCAGAUGGCAAAGAAAAGAUUAAACCUGGAGAUGACGCAGGCAUGCCUGGAAUAGAAGAGAAUGACCCUGCCAAAGGUGAAGAUACACUCACUGCUUUGAAGAAGCCACUUUUUUCAACUUCUCAAAAUCAGCAUCAGCCUGGUGGAAAAGUUUUCACAGAAAAAAACCGUACUCUAAAUCUGGCUCCAGCUGCAAUACUGGAGGGUAAUACUGACAUGGUAAACCAGGUACCGGCAAACUAUCUUCAGCGUGCAAUUUCUGAUCACACAUUGGACAUUCAAAGAACCAAAAAACAGCUUGCAAAACAGGCUUCCAAGGAGAGAGUCAACAACUUUCAGAGAAUGAAGCAAAGCCGGUUCUUUGAUGAGAAUGAGUCCCCCGUUGAUCCUCAGCAUGGAUCUAAACUGGCGGAUUAUAAUGGGGACGAUGGGAACGUGGGUGAGUAUGAGGCAGACAAGCAGGCUGAGCUGGCCUACAAUGAGGAAGAGGAUGGUGAUGGUGGUGAAGAAGACGUCCAAGAUGAUGAGGAGCGGGACCUCCAAAUGGAUCUGGUGGACUAUGGGAAACCACGCUUUAAUGAUGUCCUUUAAAGCCUCAAUGACUUUCUUCUGAGAGAUGAUUCUGCAAGCCUUCAGUGUUUGGGGCAAAAGAACCAGGAGACCAGAGGCAGUGCGCUGUCCGACGUGAAACCUUGGAAGCAAAAGGUAAAAUGCAGUCAUGUGCGUCUAGUGGGUUCCAGCCCUUUGCAAAUAAGAGAGAUGCUUUGUCCUACAAGAUGAGGAAUGGGUUAUUUACCGGACUGGGCUGUAAGACUGUUCUUUAUCUGUAAUCUUUGUGUUAAAAAUUAACAUUGCAAAAUAAUUUUACAUGUUUCUGAAAUAAAGUGAAUGUGUACAGUUUGUAUCUC